AUGGCUUCUCGAUCGCCGACAGUAGGCACCCCGCUGCUAAAAUCCUCAGUCGCGCCUGAGACACCCUUGAAAGAUGCGCCAACAGCACCCCAAAUAGUGCCCUUUCCCCCACCCCAGACAUUUGAGAUCAUCCCACCAUUGCAUGGGAUUCUUCUUCGCUUGCUAUCUCCCAAAGACUCCUCAGCCGGCACAUCGGGCGCACCCGGGAACCCAACAGGAGCUUCAGCCGAGCCCAGCCUAGCACAGAACCAACAACCAUCUUCAAGCGUACCAGAUGGCCUGAACAACGGGUCUACCACAGCUUCGCAAGCUGUACCGGAAGUAUCCCUACUCGAUUCCAGCUCACAUCCGCCACUUGAUGUGAAAAACCUACCCACAGAAACCAGCUCUGUGAGGAUUCGAAUCCAAAAGGCUCGAGCAGUCGUUGAAGGGCUACCAGAUGUACAUCGGUCUGUCGAUGAACAAAGAAGAGAAAUCUGGGAGCUUGAGGACCGUGUGAGCCGUUUGCGUUCUGUCAUCUCCGACUUUGGGACCCGGGCAGGGAUUGUGGAAGCAUGA
Penicillium soppii is the source of this 558-nucleotide messenger RNA. Its product is annotated as mediator of RNA polymerase II transcription subunit 9. Bases 1 to 558 code for a protein of 185 amino acids. Gene Ontology annotation, biological process: regulation of transcription by RNA polymerase II. Gene Ontology annotation, molecular function: transcription coregulator activity. The transcript has a single exon. The record is from RefSeq and is a predicted model, not a curated record. Gene Ontology annotation, cellular component: mediator complex. Lineage: Eukaryota; Fungi; Ascomycota; Eurotiomycetes; Eurotiales; Aspergillaceae.